Molecule: messenger RNA, 414 nt
Organism: Paramecium octaurelia
Lineage: Eukaryota; Ciliophora; Oligohymenophorea; Peniculida; Parameciidae
Source: the annotation of a GenBank genome assembly
GAUUUAAGUUAAUCGAAAAUGAAAUAAAAAUUUAAGUUGAGCACUAGUCGUCAGUCGACUAAUCGAAAUAGAGGCUUAUCAAUUGAUCUUGAGAACAGCGUAUUAUGAAUAACUAAUAAUAGAAAAUCAGUGAUAGGAUUCAAUCAGCAAAGAGUUAAUAUUCUAAAUAAAGAUAAUUAAGACAUAGUUCUUAAUUUGAAAGAUACAGUAAGAAUAUCUCUCAGAAUGCAAGUUAAAUUCUUUUCUUAUAAAAUAGGGAGAACAUCUCAUUAUGAUUUCAAAUAGUUGCUCUUAUCAAAAUCUUUUGAGCAUAAACUAAAGAAACCAUUACUAAGAUCCUCAUAUGUGUCAAGUCAGAACCAGUACUCAGAACCAAGUCCAUAUUAUUCAGAAAACCCCUAGGUUUAUUUUUGA